Thalassophryne amazonica is the source of this 2691-nucleotide messenger RNA. RefSeq names its product E3 ubiquitin-protein ligase RNF19A. Gene Ontology annotation, molecular function: ubiquitin conjugating enzyme binding; ubiquitin protein ligase activity; zinc ion binding. The record is from RefSeq and is a predicted model, not a curated record. Gene Ontology annotation, cellular component: ubiquitin ligase complex; cytoplasm. Lineage: Eukaryota; Metazoa; Chordata; Actinopteri; Batrachoidiformes; Batrachoididae. The transcript is spliced from 10 exons. Gene Ontology annotation, biological process: protein polyubiquitination; positive regulation of proteasomal ubiquitin-dependent protein catabolic process; ubiquitin-dependent protein catabolic process. The coding region runs from base 559 to 2496 and encodes 645 amino acids.
GUCAGUCUGCAGCAGAACGGGCGGAUUUCCCUCUCCGUUGCUUUCUGGACCGGACCGGACCGUCGCCGCUGCUGCUGAGUGGUCCUGGAGGGGAGGAGCCAGCUGUCAGAUCGACGCUGCUGCAGAGAGAAAUGCGCCGCAGAGGGAAUGGCCCUGCUGUCAAUGAAGAGUCCUAAAGCAAUGGAGGGCCAUCAGCCAGUCCAGAAUUAGCCCAGGCUGAGAAAACUGCAGUGGAGCUCGGAAGAAGAGGAGGAGGAGGAGGAGGAGGAGAGAGGGGAAACCCACAUGACUUGGGAUCAUAAAAGAUCCAAAUUAGUUAUGUUCCCCUUUGGCAGCGAUUACCUCCUCCCCACUGUCUCCCUCUGGAUCUCUCUGACUCGUCCUCCAUCAAACAGCACAGUAGCCACUCUGCUCAUAGAUUGUGAGCCGUGGUAACUCACUGUGCACGCCCCUCCCCCACCCCACCCCACCACCCAAAACACACACACGCAAGUUGCAUCCUGCUAAUGGUUAUUGGCCUGCCCUCCUCAGCUGCUUUGUCUGCUCCAGUCCGACACCAUGAAGAGGCCCAAGCAGCAGACGGGGCCCCUGAGCUUCUUAAACUUCUUCAGCCGAAAGCCCAAAUCGGAGCCGAGGACCGAGAUGCCUAUGGAGUCCUGGCCCAAAGAGGAGCUGGCUAUCACCCUGACUCCAAGCGAACACCCAGAACAGGACGUCACAAUAAACGAGGCUGGAGAACCGAGAGUUCCUUUAGCCGAAAAAGGAGAAGGAGGAGGCGUGACUUCAACUGCUGAGGUGGGCGGGGACAGCGGUGCCACAGCUGACUGCGUGGGCGGGGUAAGCAGCGGCUCCACUGGCGUCCUGUCGCUUUCGUCCUCCAGCCAAGAUCAGCUCUUGGAUGAGCACACGGAGGAGUGCCCACUGUGCCUGCUCAGUCAACCGCGCUGCCACUUCCCCCGGCUCACUUCCUGCUCUCACCGCGCCUGCUCCGACUGUCUCCGCCAGUACCUGCGCAUUGAGAUAUCAGAGAGCCGGGUGAGCAUCGCGUGCCCGCAGUGCCCCGAAGCGCUGGCACCGCUGGAUGUUUGUUCCAUCCUGGAUGAUCGGGCGUUGCUGGAGAGGUUUGAGGAGUUCCAGCUGAGGCGUUUUCUGGCCGCUGACCCAGACACACGAUGGUGCCCCGCGCCUGACUGCAGCUACGCAGUGAUCGCUUACGGCUGCGCCGAGUGUCCAAAGCUGAGCUGCGGCCGUGAAGGAUGCGACACAGAGUUUUGCUACCACUGCCGUCAGCUGUGGCAUCCCAACCAGACGUGUGACCAGGCCCGACGCCAGCGAGCCCGCCACACCUCAGGCGGCAACGACGCCUCCACACUUUAUGUCUUCAGUGAAGAACCUGGAGGAGAUGCAGAGGAGAUCAAAGCGUGUCCUCGCUGUGGUGCCUACAUCAUGAAGACUAACGAUGGCAGCUGUAACCGCAUGAACUGCACCGUGUGCGCCUGUCAGUUCUGCUGGCUGUGUAUGCAGGAGAUCACCGACGUGCACUACCUCAGUCCCUCCGGAUGCACCUUCUGGGGAAAGAAGCCAUGGUCUCAAACCCGAAAAGUACUGUGGCAGGUGGGCAUGUUGUUGGGAGCACCAGUGGUCAUCUCCCUAAUAGCUGGCAUCGCUAUCCCAGUCAUCAUUGUGGGAAUACCAAUCUACAUGGGCCGCAAGGUGCACGGUCGCUGUAAGAAAAACAACAUCUCAGGAAGUAAGCACUAUUUGACUGUGGCGAGUGGCGUGAUGAUGUCGGUAUUUGUGUCGCCAGUCAUAGCCGCUGUUACUGUGGGUGUUGGUGUGCCGCUCAUGCUGACAUACGUCUACGGGGUCGUUCCCAUGUCGCUCUGUAGGAACGGCUGGUGCCGCCCGCAGAGCGAGCCUCCUGAAUCCCACAAGAUCCAGCUGGAGGAUCUCGCCAGCUAUCUUCUAUUCUCUCAUGUAGUUAGUGACCACUGGACGGGUCAGAAGAACCCGACGCUCAGCAACACCAGCGUCCAAGAAGUCAGAGUGAGUGUACAAGAAGUGGGCUUCCUUCCGAGUACAAGCACCACGCCCCCAGGGCUAGAUAGCUAUGUGGGAUUGGAUAAAGCCACGAAACGCCAUGGAUACCCCCAGCAGGAUAGCCAAUUAGACUGCGAGGUGGUUAUUGUGCCUGACAGCAAGUCGAAUGACACGCUAGACGCUCCUUUGAGGGAAGGAACCAAUAUUGAAGUCCGAGUGGAAAUCGAGUCACACCCCAGAGGCGCUCGCCAGUCCAGCCUAAGUAGCAUCCUGUCCAGCCGCAGCCUGUCUGUGGAGUCCCUGGGACACUCGCAGUCCCAGUCCCAAUCCCAAGACCCGUGUGCCACAGAACUGGACAAAUGGCGAGAGGGAACAGGAGAGCAGGAGGGACAGGAGAGGCUGAGUGGCGAAACGGGAGAAGACAUGACUGUUUGCUCAGUCUUUGACGGCGUAUGAGGUCACCCGGUCCAGGGCUCUGCACUCGGUAUGAGAUUAGUCAGGUUUAUGGAAAUAAAUCCACGGAUUGACCUGAAAAUCGUUGGCCAAAGCCACAUCCUGCUUCGUUCUAAGACAGGCCCUCCCACUAGUUGCCUUCAAGCUCCAGCCGCUAAAGAAGACGCGGGUGUUGCGACAGCUCAUGAAAAAAAGAUU